Messenger RNA from Struthio camelus australis, 2411 nucleotides. The record is from RefSeq and is a predicted model, not a curated record. Lineage: Eukaryota; Metazoa; Chordata; Aves; Struthioniformes; Struthionidae.
UGACAGCUGUGAGGUACGUCCAGGACCCAACUUGAACAUGAUCGUAGGCGCUAAUGGAACAGGCAAAUCAAGCAUUGUUUGUGCCAUCUGCCUGGGGCUGGCUGGAAAACCUUCUUUUAUAGGGCGAGCUGAUAAAGUUGGUCUCUUUGUAAAGCGAGGAUGCUUGAAAGGUGUGGUAGAAGUUGAACUGUCCAAGACACCUACCAAUAUCAUUAUCACACGGGAGAUUCAGGUGGUGAACAACACGUCAACAUGGUUUAUCAACAGAAAGCCAUCAACUCUGAAAAUGGUAGAAGAGCAGAUUGCAGCCUUAAAUAUCCAAGUGGGCAAUUUGUGCCAGUUUCUUCCUCAGGACAAAGUUGGAGAAUUUGCAAAGCUGAGUAAGAUCGAGUUGCUUGAAGCCACUGAAAAAUCUAUUGGUCCUCCAGAAAUGUACCAGUUUCACUGUGAACUGAAAAACUUCAGAGAAAAAGAAAGAGAGCUGGAGAACUUGUGCAAAGAGAAGAGUAAUUCUUUGGAGAAAAUGAAACAGAGGAUUGAACGAUACAAACAAGAUGUUGAGCGAUACCAUGAACGCAAGCGUCAUUUAGACUUAAUUGAGAUGCUUGAGAGGAAAAGGCCUUGGGUGGAAUAUGAAAAUGUUCGUCAGCAGCAUGAGGAAGUGAAACAAAGCCGUGACCAGGCCAAGGAAGAAUUGAAGAAUCUGAAAGAAAUGCAGUCUCCAGUGACAAAAAAAAUCCAAGAAAUUGAAGAACAUUAUAAGAAUCUUGAUAUGAAAAUCAGAGACAAGUCAGGAUUAACAAUAUACAUUGGUUCUUCCCGUAGUUUAAGACAGAUGGAACAAGAUGCUAUCAACCUAGAAGAGGAAUCUCAACAAGCAAAUACGAAGAUCAAAGAAAUAAAUGUCCAAAAAGCAAGACUUGUUACAGAAUUAAUGCAUCUCAUAAAGAACUGCGUAUCGCUGAACAUCAUCAAAGCAGACCUGGUUCUUCAGAGCACUACAGUGGCUGCUGAGAAGAACAGAUUAGAAUUGGAGUAUAAAGCGGCAAGUGUACAACUGAGAGCUUCAGAGCAACGAUUUCGUGAACUGGAUGAUAGGAAGCGUAUUCUUAUAGAGAACUGCAAGGAAUUGCUGAAAAAAGCUCGACAGGUGUGCAAACUGAGUCCGGAUCAACAUCUUCCAAAAGAAUUUCAAACUGCUUUUCAGGCUCCGAACACGUUGGAGGAAAUUGAUGCUUUCCUGAAUGAGGAGAAAUCCAGGGCCUCCUGUUUCACAGGCCUGAAUGCUUCGGUUGUUGAAGAAUACAAUAAGCGGACACAAGAAAUACAACAGCUGAUGGAAGAACUAGAGGAAAAGAAAAAUGUGCUGGAUAACUAUAAACAAAAUAUUUCACAGGUCAAAGAGAGGUGGCUAAACCCCUUGAAAAAGCUGGUUGAGCAAAUCAAUGAGAAGUUCAGUAACUUUUUUAGUUCUAUGCAGUGCGCUGGUGAAGUUGAUCUUCAUGUAGAAAAUGAGGAGGAGUAUGACAAGUAUGGGAUUCGCAUUAGAGUCAAAUUCCGUAGUAGCACUGAGCUUCAUGAAUUGACUCCCUAUCAUCAGAGUGGAGGUGAGAAAAGUGUUUCAACUAUGUUGUACCUGAUGGCUCUACAGGAACUCAACAGAUGUCCUUUUAGGGUUGUAGAUGAAAUAAAUCAGGGAAUGGAUCCAGUCAAUGAGAGAAGAGUUUUUGAAAUGGUUGUGAAAACUGCUUGUAAAGAAAGCACAUCUCAGUACUUCUUUAUUACACCGAAGCUCCUGCAGAAUCUCACUUACAAUGACAAGAUGACAGUAUUGUUUGUCUACAAUGGACCUUUUAUGAUGGAAACAAACAAAUGGAACUUAAAGGCUUUCUGUAGGCGACGGCGGCGAGUUGGAAGGAUGGACGAACAGUGAUACAUACAUAUGUGUAUAGAUAUGUGUGUGUGUGUGUGUGUAUAUUGUAUGUAAUCUUUUUGUAGAUCCUUUUUGGAAUACUUGGCAUUCAAGACUUAAAGAUUGUAAAAGGUGAGAACCUGCAAAGAACUGAUGACUAACAGCUUGGUUCUUAGAACUUACAUGAAAGUAUAAAAGAUGUGAAAUGUAUGAUUUUUUUUUUUCCCAAAUCUUUUAUAAUGGGCUAUUUCUCCAAAGAAACUACUUUUUAUCAGCAGUUGUUUUAAAUAAAAAAGAUGUUGCUUGUAUUUUGCUUUUUUGUCAGUAAGGGCUCCUGCAAUGUAAGCAUGUAACAUGAGAAAUAUAGUUGUUAGUUUUUCUAGAUUACACUGGGUUGAUCCUAUGUCAAUUUUUUUUCCGAAAAUUGGAAUUUACUUUUGGUAAAAAGUGUCCUAAUUCAGUUAAGGGCUUAUUCCGAACUUUUCCUAUUGAAAUUGGA